This is a messenger RNA of Sinocyclocheilus anshuiensis, 1918 nucleotides long. RefSeq names its product geranylgeranyl transferase type-2 subunit alpha-like. Gene Ontology annotation, cellular component: cytoplasm; Rab-protein geranylgeranyltransferase complex. The transcript is spliced from 17 exons. The coding region runs from base 114 to 1856 and encodes 580 amino acids. Gene Ontology annotation, molecular function: zinc ion binding; Rab geranylgeranyltransferase activity; protein binding. The record is from RefSeq and is a predicted model, not a curated record. NCBI's taxonomy places the organism in Eukaryota, Metazoa, Chordata, Actinopteri, Cypriniformes, Cyprinidae. Gene Ontology annotation, biological process: protein geranylgeranylation.
ACGGUGACGUACUGUUGAAGCGACGGAAGAGUUGUUUGUAGAAGAGCUUGCGUUUGUUACUCGUCCAGCACAUCCUAAAGUCAAAGACUGAGAUCUUCAUCUAGUGGUGAAGUAUGCACGGACGUGUGAAGAUAAAGUCAACCGCGCAGCAGGAGGAGGAGAAGAGGAAAGAGAGAGAGAAAAAGUUGAAAGCGUAUGUGUCUGCUCGCGAUGGCAUCCUGAAAAAGAGGAGUGCUGGGGAACAUGACGAGGAGGCUCUGCAGUUGACUCAGCAGCUCCUGUCCUCAAACCCGGACUUUGCCACGCUGUGGAACUACAGGAGAGAAGUGCUCUUACACCUGGAGACCUUACGAGAGAAGGACGAGGUGCAGAAGCUGUAUGAGUCUGAGCUGCACUUCAUCGAGGCCUGUCUGAAAGUGAACCCCAAAUCUUACGGCUGCUGGCACCACCGCAGCUGGGUAAACACGCGCCUGCCGCAGCCUGACUGGACACGAGAGCUCGGCCUCUGCGACCGCUGCCUCAGCCUGGACGAGCGCAACUUCCACUGUUGGGAUUACCGGCGCGUGGUGGUAAAGGAGUCUGGUGUUUCUGUCGAGCAGGAGCUGCAGUUCACAGAUCAUCUGAUCGGCUCCAAUUUCUCCAACUACUCCAGCUGGCAUUACAGGAGCACGCUGCUUCCUCAGCUCCACCCACAGCCUGUCCCUGACUCCGCCCCCAACGCAAGCCCCUCCCCCACCACCUCACCUCAAUUUCACUCACACAGAGUCUGUGAGGAGCAGCUUCUUAAAGAGUAUGAGCUGGCGCAUAAUGCCUUCUUCACCGACCCCAACGACCAGAGCGCCUGGUUCUACUACCGCUGGCUGCUGGGCAGAGCGGAGCGAGAGGAGAUGAUCAGUUGUGUGUAUGUCAGCCGGGAGGGAGAGAGGGUGUCUGUCGCCUUCUCCAAACCUGUUCAUGCUCAGUCAGAGGGUCUGAUGUUGGUGUUGGAUGGGCAGCCUCAGCAGGUGCAGUGGAGAAGCGCCCACCCGCGUUUCCGUCACAGUCCUGUCUGGCUGUGUGAUCUUCCUCCCGGCUCCAUCAGUGACAUAAGUAAUGAACACAACCUGAACAUCCACUGGACAGAGAAACACACACACAGAGACUGUGCUCUCUACACAGGCUCUGCUGAAAGCUGGUGCAGAGACUCUGCCACUGAUCAGGAGCUUUUCAGGAGUGAGCUGUCGGUUGAGAAGAGUUCAGUGUUACAGGCAGAGCUUCAGUCCUGCAAUCAGCUGCUAGAGCUCGAACCGCAGAACAAAUGGUGUCUGCUGACAAUCAUACUCCUCAUGAGAGCUCUGGAUCCUCUAGGCCAUGAGAAAGAGACUCUGGCACAUUUUCAAACCCUUAAAGAAGUGGACCCGAUGCGCUCUUCCUACUACAGUGACCUGUGCAGCAAGUUUCUGAUUGAAAACACCAUUCUGAAAAUGGAGUAUGCAGAGGUGCGAGUGUUUAGCCUGUCAGAUAAGAACCUGACGAUCCUGUGUCACCUUGAUCAGCUUCUCUUUGUGACUCACAUCAACCUCUCCUCCAAUCAGCUGCUGCGGCUGCCGCCUCAGUUUGCCAUGCUGCAAUGCCUUGAGGUGCUGGAGGCCGAUGAUAAUGCCAUUGAAAGUCUGGAGGGACUGUAUCAUCUGCCUAAACUAGAGGAAGUUUCUCUGAGGAACAAUCAAAUCUGUAAGCUGUCUGAUCUUGAAUCAUUGGCGUCCUGCACCAAACUGACCAGACUGGACCUGCGUGGAAACCCUGUCCACAGAACUGCCAACAUAGAGUCUGAGCUGAGCCAGCUCCUGCCACUGGUUGCUGCUCUGUCCCUCUGAUGUGAGUGUGAGAGUGUGUGAGAGUGUGUGAGAGUGUGUGAGUGUGUGAGUGAGUGUGAGUG